Molecule: messenger RNA, 1899 nt
Organism: Megalopta genalis
Lineage: Eukaryota; Metazoa; Arthropoda; Insecta; Hymenoptera; Halictidae
Source: RefSeq, a predicted model, not a curated record
GGAAUGCGUAAAAUCCGCAAUGUAGUUUUUAUAUCCGUUUAAACCGAAUUUCUUAUUUCAGGUUUCAGUCGCCGUGCAAAAUUUCGAAUGCUACGGUUUUGGACACAUUGGCUACACCGUGCGCACCGAUUACAGACGAUUUUGGGGAUGAUGAUGCAACAGCGAACACGUCAACACUUAGAUCUAUCGAGGUCUAAAAGCGGCUAACAGAAAUUGCCUCGCAAGAAUCACAAGACAGAAUUUGUCCAAAUUUUCUCACAAUUUUUAUAACAGCGUGCGCCCGGAUAAGGAAAUAUGUUCAACAAUUUCUGAUCGAAGCAGCUUCAAGACUUCAAUAAUCACAAAAUGAAAAAUAUGAAACCGAUUUGAUUUGACCGGCGUUGGUAGAUUCAGCGUGAAGAAGAGGAUGCCCGAAGACAUGAAAAUUCUCGUUUAAUUACACGCCGAAGAUCGGAUAAGUUUCCAAAGCGACGCUGUCAAAUGAGCCGAGCGCUCCGUUGUUUAUCAAACAAUCGUCGACAACAAAUUUCCUUGUUACCUCCUGCACCUCGGGCAGCCUUGUCAGGACCGGAAGCGUUGCGACACCGGAAACAGUACGUGCAUGAUCCAGAACAUGACGAGCUUAACCGUCACCGAAUGUAUAUAAGCAUAAUCUCGAUUAUAAUCAGCGCAUAUUUGACCGUCGGCGUCCGUCAUCGGCUGGCAAUCGCGGUAUCACGAUGAUGAAGAGGUUUCCAAUCGUCGGCGUCCUAGGAGUCCUGCUGCUAACUGCAGCCGAUGCGAACCUGUUGGUGAAGGACCUGUCGGUGACGCUGUCCGGACAGACCCUGGACUGGCCCUGUCAGAGCACGAAGAACAUCUACGAGACCAGCGGCCGUUACAUCGCGAGGAACGUGAUCGCGACCAGGGCGCAGGUGUACAAGGAUCAAGCGAUCCUGGCGAUGCCUAGGUACAAGGCGGGUGUGCCGUUCACUUUGGGCGUCGUCCCGCUGAAAGCCAACGAGUGCGCGCCGAAGGUGGCUCCGUUCCCUUGCUGGGCGAUCCAGGAAGAAGGGAACUGCCAGGCUCUGCAGAGCGCCGUUGACAUUGUCCUCGACAUUCAACACAUCCUUUGGGUCCUCGACGUUGGUAUCGUCAACACCCUGGAGCAACCUGUGCGUAGGUGUCCCCCCAAAGUGGUCGGGGUCGACGUGAAGAGCGGCAAGGUGGUGAAAGUGAUAGACCUGAGUCCCCUCGCAGACAUCUCGUCGCGUCUGCAAUACAUGGCCGUAGACUACGCGUCAGACGGCCAGGUGUACGUCUACGUGUCCGACGCUGGUACCAGGGCCAUCAUCGUCUACAACCUGACCGCCGACAGCGGUUACCGCGUGGUUCUUCCCAAAGCAGUGACUUCCGGCGCGGAGAAGAAGGACGCGCUCUACUUGGCGCUGAUCAGGAGAAGCUGCGGCAGCCAAAUCCUCUAUUUCACCUACUUGGGCUCGAACAGAGUCUUCGCCAUCAGAGCCACCAGCCUGAGAGCCGGGAACGCUAACGGAUCGGUGGUGGAAGUUGGGCUGAAAAAGAAUAAGAUCGUCAUUCUUGGCACCGACAACGGUGCCGCGAUCUUCUUCAGAUCGAAGGGUGAUCCGAACAUCUACAUGUGGAACACGGAGACUCCAUUCAUCCAAGACAACUUCCUGCUGGUCCAAAAGGCCAGCGACUGCAGGCUGCCGACGCAGGUCGUUCCUGGCUACAAGAAGCUGAUGUGGGUGAUCGAGAGCAAUUUCCAAGACUACAUCGACAACACUGUCAGUUGUUCCGGUGCAUCGGUUUCCCUUCAUCCAUUGAUAAACUCCUGCGACGAUCAGUAUUGAGGAUCCAACGAAAUCGAUAGAUUUUGGGUGCUGCAGAAAAGAAUCG